Durio zibethinus is the source of this 1410-nucleotide messenger RNA. RefSeq names its product transcription repressor MYB6-like. Lineage: Eukaryota; Viridiplantae; Streptophyta; Magnoliopsida; Malvales; Malvaceae. The record is from RefSeq and is a predicted model, not a curated record.
UCCCCAUCCCCCCCACUUCCCUCCUCUCCUCAUAAACAUCGAGUCUAUUGGGUCAUCCCUCCUUUCUCUCCCCCGUAUAAAUGCUCCCUUCCACUCCUUUCAACAAAAAUAAUUAUUACUUCUACCCAUCAGUUUUCAAACAGGAAAACAUCAAAAACACCCAUCCACAGAUAAAAACACCUACUUAUCCAUUUCCUUAGUACAACUAGUUUCUGAAUCGCUUAUCCCAACCCUUUUCAAUUUCUUCUGCAUCUAUUAAUCCAAACACAUCUGGCUGGCAUCAACUACCCCGAUUGAUUCUACAAGAAAUUGAAUUCAAAUUUCAUGGGACGAUCACCCUGUUGUGAAAAAGCACAUACCAAUAAAGGUGCCUGGACCAAAGAGGAAGACCAGCGCCUCAUUGACUACAUCCGUGUCCAUGGUGAAGGUUGCUGGCGUUCCCUCCCCAAAGCUGCGGGGCUGCUUAGAUGCGGCAAGAGUUGCCGAUUAAGAUGGAUAAACUACUUGAGGCCUGACCUUAAGAGAGGAAAUUUCACUGAAGAGGAGGAUGAACUUAUCAUCAAACUUCACAGUUUACUGGGAAACAAAUGGUCUUUAAUUGCUGGAAGAUUACCAGGAAGAACAGAUAACGAGAUCAAGAACUACUGGAACACGCACAUCAAAAGAAAGCUUAUAAAUGGAAGAAUUGAUCCACAAACUCAUCGUCCACUGACUGAAACUGCCAAUACAAAUAGCACAGCUAAAGCCACAGUCACAGCCAUAGCCCCCACUGAAUUGGAUUUAAGAAACGUGCCCAGAUUUUCAAAAGCCAACUUUAUUACAACCCCAUCUCUGGAUUUCAAAUACAAUGAAUUUCAAGUUAAAGGAAGAACAGAGUCCCUUGAAGAAGGCAACUGUGCCAGCAGUGGCUUGACUACAGAGGAAGAACAGCAACAGCAACAGGAGAAGUAUCCAAGCAGUGGACAAGAGUUAAAUUUGGAACUAUCAAUUGGGAUUAGUUCAGGUGGAAAGAACUCAACUCAGCUUUCCAGUGCCAACUAUGCCGAGUUCAAACCACAUCCAGAUAACAGCAAUUACUAGUUUCUUGGACAAGCUAUGGUGGCUAAGGCAGUCUGUUUGUGUUGGCAAUUAGGGUUUCAAAGAAGCGAAAUUUGUAGGAAUUGUCAAAAUGCAAAUGGGUUCUAUAGAUAUUGUAGUCCUUUGGAUUCAUAGGGUCAAUAUUAUUCUUUUUUCUUCUUUUAGAAGCUUAAGAUAAAUGCUUAAUUACUAUGUUUUACCUGCCUUCUGUAACCAAAGCUAAUUACAAGAUAAGAUGUUUGCCAUGCCUAUCACCACGCGUAGAAGGAAAAAAAACGACAUUAAUAGCUGCUCUCUGCAAAAUAUAUUCAAUGCUCUUGGAUUCUUUUGAUU